Entrophospora sp. SA101 is the source of this 270-nucleotide messenger RNA. The record is from the annotation of a GenBank genome assembly. NCBI's taxonomy places the organism in Eukaryota, Fungi, Glomeromycota, Glomeromycetes, Entrophosporales, Entrophosporaceae.
AUGAAAAGAGGAAGAAUUCCUAUUAGAGCAACAAACCAGUUUCUAUUGUAUAGAACUGCACUAAUCAAAACACUUCGUGAACUUGGUUAUCAAGAUUUUAAUAUGAGAUUAAUAUCCAAAUUGGCUUCGGAUUUCUGGAAUCACGAACCUGAAUAUGUUCAAGCUGCAUAUAAACGUCUCGCAAAUCAUGCCAAAACCUACCAUAACAAAACGAUGAAAUCUUCAAAAAAAUCUUCACGAAAUAACAAUAAUAAGGACGCAUAUGCGUAA